This is a messenger RNA of Cavenderia fasciculata, 2778 nucleotides long. Its product is annotated as Mast cell surface antigen-1. Bases 1 to 2778 code for a protein of 925 amino acids. The record is from RefSeq and is a predicted model, not a curated record. The transcript has 4 exons. Lineage: Eukaryota; Evosea; Eumycetozoa; Acytosteliales; Cavenderiaceae.
AUGUUUGUAUCAAACUUAAUAAACAAAUUUGGGUCAUCUGUACCAACCGUACCACCUUUGGAAAAGGAAGGUAACUAUUACUACCAUUACACACGUAUGGAGAAACGGUUGGCAUCUACACCAAUACCAGAGGUUGGUUUGGUGACCAAGUAUGUGGGUACGAGCAACACGACGUUUGCAUUGACCGAUUUCGAUGUAAAGGUAGAGUUGAGCGACGCCGCUUCGGUCAGUGUCUACACCCAACGCUACAAGAACAGUGCCACUACCCCAGUUGAAGCCGUCUACAAGCUGCCAUUACCACCCUUUGCAGUUGUCUCUAAUUUUGUGGUGACCUAUCAAGACAAGGUGCUAUCAGGUGUCAUUCAAGAAAAGGAGGAAGCUCUCAACACCUACUCUGACGCCAUUAGUAACGGUGGUCAAGCCUUUUUAGCCGAGAAGAGUUCCGACGGAUUCUUUUCAAUCUCUAUUGGUAACUUGCCACCCGGUGACGAGGUGACCAUCUCUCUCACCAUCGUGUCAGAGGUUGGAACACGUCUCCAAGACCUGCACUACUGCUUGCAUCGCUUCAUGUUCCCCAAUUACAACUUUAACUUCAACUUUGAAAUCAAGGUUGCUCUGACCACCAAUAUUGCCAAGAUCCAUGCCGACAAUUUCAAGACGUAUACUACCCGUGACGGCAAGACCGCCUCUCUCAAGCUCAACACCACCACUCGUCCAGCUCACAAUGUGAUUGUAGAGAUUACACCAGAGUUUGAUGCCAAUCGUCCAACCUACUUUGUCGAGACUGUCGUCGACCAAAAGGAGAAUAAGAGCAGCAGUGCCUUGGCCAUCAACUUUUACCCACAGUUUAAGCUCGAACCCGAAGAUAUCGACCAACGCUCUGAAAUCAUCUAUCUGCUCGACUGCAGUGGUAGUAUGAGUGGCGGUAGCAUUAACAGUGCCAGAAGUGCUCUACAACUUUUAAUGCGUUCACUCACUGAAAACUGCAAGUUUAACAUCUACCUCUUUGGCAGUAGUUUCAAGUCUCUCUUCCCAUCAUCGGUUGAAUACAACGAUGAAACUCUUGCAGAAGCAUCUCGUUACAUUCAAACCAUCGAUGCUAACCUUGGUGGUACCGAAUUACUUCCACCCGUAAAAUCUAUCCUUGCUUUACCAUAUGAUUCAAAAUAUCCUCGUCAAUUAUUUAUUUUGACUGAUGGAGAAAUUAGUCAAAGAGAUGAAAUGAUUGAUUAUGUUGGAAAGGAAUCAAAUACUACACGUAUUUUUACUUUGGGUAUUGGUGGUGGAGUUGAUAAGGAAUUGGUGGUUGGUUUAUCCAAGGCUUGUAUGGGUUACUAUGGAUUCAUCAAGGAAAACAAGGAUAUGGAAACUGAAGUGAUGCGUCUCUUGUCGAUUGCCAUGGAACCAACUGUUGCCAAUGUCAAGGUACACUGGGGUGACUUGGAUGUCGUCCAAGCACCAAAGGUCAUCCGUCCUAUUUUCAAUCACGAAAGAAUGAUGAUCUAUGCCUUGUUAAACAAGAUGCCAACUCAAAGCUCGUGUCCCAUCAAAAUCACAUGUGACGGUCCACAAGGCACCGAAUUGUCAUUUGACUUGGAAAUUGAUUUCACCGCUGCCAAACAUGACACCAACACUUUACACACCCUCACCGCCUUUGAAAUCAUCAAACAACUUGAAGAAGAGGAACGUAAGAGUCUAGGCGGCAAACCAAUCAACAAGGACAAGAUUGUAGAGCUUGGUAAGAAAUACCAUCUCGUGUCCAAACACACUAGCUUUGUUGUUGUAUCGGAAUCUGACAAGGUCACCACCGACACUAUGGCUCAAGUACAAGUCAUGAAACCUACUCCUACUCCUGCUCCUAUCCAACCACAACUUCAUGCACGUGUCCAUGGAAGUGCAGUCAACUUUAACUUUAACCAACAACAACAACAACUCCAAUCUCAAUCAUACCCAAUUGCUCCAGGAGGUGCUCCACCUCCACCACGUGCACCAAAUUCAUUCUCUUUUGGUGGUGGUGGUCGUGGCGGUUCUACUGCAUUGUUUAGCGCACCAUCUCGCUCCAUGUCCCCUCCCAUGUCCCAAUCCAUGUCCCAAUCCAUGUCAAUGAACACUAGUGCCUGUCUACCCCCACCCCCUUCAUUUGGUCAAAUGCCAAUCUCCUCAAUGUGUGACAUGUCCUUUGGUCCACCACCUCCACCUGCACCACCCUCCUACAAUACUAGUACGGCCUGUCCACCACCACCACCACCAGGUCACUCUUCUUCUUCUUAUUUUGGUUACUCAUCUCCAUCGGCUCCAGUGUCGUCAGAUGCCCUUCACACUCUAUUGGGAUUACAAAAGGCCAAUGGUAGUUGGAUCAAAUCAUCCGUCACCUCUGUCACCAUCCCCAAUGCUCCACAAGAAUUGGAAGCUCUCUUGGAUGUUUGGACUACCCUCGUUAUCAUUGCUCACAUUAAGAACAAAUUCGCAUCCCGCAAAGCAGAGUGGGAUUUGGUUCUCGUCAAGGCUACCAAGUUUGUUAAAUCACAAUUAAACAAGGCUGGUCUAUCUGACAAAUUAGGUAGUACUAGAGUAUCUCGAAGUUCACGUGAACUACAUCGUUGUGUGUUCGUAUGGCGUGAUGGAUUUUUAAAACAUUCAUCAAUUUUCAUUCAAAUUUCAAUUGAACAGCAUGUUGCCUGUGAGCGUGGGGGUGGACAAUACUGUUGCUUGGGAGUGCUAAUAUUUUCUCCAUAUGAUAGAGCCACACCUUGGUGGCCAUCCCUUUGUGGGGGUUAA